Petromyzon marinus (sea lamprey) is the source of this 2695-nucleotide messenger RNA. Lineage: Eukaryota; Metazoa; Chordata; Hyperoartia; Petromyzontiformes; Petromyzontidae. The record is from RefSeq and is a predicted model, not a curated record.
AGUUUGAGUUUUACAAGCUGGUAAAAGAACCCCACUGCGCCAACUGUUGUUUCGAUUCGUAUGGUGGCUUCUUUGCAUUCGACAACGGCAGUGGGAGCGGGCGCGCUUUAACAAUUGGCAGUGUCGGGGCUACACCUCCGCUCCGUCUAAACCUGUUCAGAAAGGUCCUUUGUACAGUCAUUCUUUCAGCCCUUAUCUCCUCUUACAAUCCGCAUACAGUGGAGAGUUUAGCCUGGGGUUGGUCGACAAUGAGCCACGGUUGUUCAUUAAACGACAAAGCGGAGGUUCGCUGGUUGGAUCAGCGUGCCCGUGUCGUCGUUUGCUCGUAGCGGCUGGCUUCAAAGGUUGGAUUCUGCGUCUCGUGCAGGGACCAGCCGGACUUGGGCUUACCCUGGACGCCAGCACUGAACAGCACUUUAGUGCAUUCCAAAGUUCGACGGUGGUGUGCAUCUCAAAACCUCAAUAAGGACUAUACAUCCUGCUGCAUCGGAGACAUGGCAUACGACAUAGACCGGUGUUCGUAUUACUGCAUACAUGGGGAAUGCUCCUAUCUGUCGGCGACAUUGAUAAAAUGCACGUGCGUUGAAGGCUAUGAAGGAGACCGAUGCCAGAUGGUGGCACUGGACUCCAUCAAGGAGGAAAGCUCUGCAAGAGCAGGGAUUGCGUUUGCGCUAACGUUGGCGUUGCUUCUCACCCUGCUUGCCCUCGGUGCCGUUACCUGGUGCAUCUACAGGAGAUUUAAAAGAAGAACGAAGAGCCCUCGCAUCGUUAUGCUGGAAGCUGAGGAAUAUGAUUCAAUCCAUAACCUCUGACACGCAAGCAAUGUGUCACCGUAAAUGGGCACGCGUGGAAAUGGCUGAACAAGUGCUGAAACACAGGACAGGGGAAAUGAAGGAUCCGUGCCCAAACGUCAACAUUCACGAUAGUUCCACUUGAAGCGCCACCUACAGAAACUGCAAUCCAAACUCAGCUUUGCUAUCCGUAAGCUGUACAUUGUACCGCCUACGGCCGAAGUACAUAGAUUGGGCCCUAUCGCAUCAGAUUUCCAGCAGGGUUGAGCCCUGGAUGGUGUCUUGGAUGGUGUCACCGUCUAUAGAUUAUUCUACUGUACUGUGGCCAUUAGGGGAUGGGCAGCAGAGGACAGUGCGGCCCAAUCCAUUGUUGUACGGUACUUCAAUUGGGCACGGUGCUUUGGCUCCCCGCCUUCACCUGUAAGGGCCUCACUUCAUCCAGGGUCUGCGACCAGGGAAAUAAUAUUCCCUACACACUGCGCACCCAAUACCUUGAAACUCUAUACCAAUCGCUAUGGUCGUGGCCUCAUGUCGGGUGCCUGCGAUACACAAGCGUAAUAGUCACCCAGCGAAUGUUAACGAGAAAUGAAUCCCUGAGCAAAACUUUAGAGUACUGCAUAUUUGUGCACAGCACAGGACUAAUCUAUUGUAUGCACUGGUCUAAAGUAAGUUAUCGACGCGUGGACCUACACACGUGGGCCCAAAGUUAAAAUUUCCCAAGUUCAAUACCGCUUACUCGGUGUUUUCUCCCGAUGCAGUCGAGGAACACAAAGGGGGUCUGGCUUAUUCGCGACACCCCCGAUUGGCACGGUUGCCUACGUACGGUGCGAAAGAAGUUCAAGUUCAACAUAAAUGCAUACAAACGCACGCGUGUCAGCGUAAGGGGCCUAAACAGGCUGAGAGUGGGUUUCGGCAGAUGCAACUUCUCUCAUGAAAUCACGGGGCUUCUGCGCAACCGAACAACGUGCUUGUCAGGAGAAACAAACCACGAGAUCAUCUCCUGAGAUGCCCGGCAGCUUUCACAAUGCGCUCGUCAAGAUUCGGCAACGCCAGAAGCGGUGGCCUGUGCAGAAUAUUGGCAGGAGACUUUGUAGAUUGGAUAGGAGACGCCAAGACGAAGCAUACGGAGGGCAUCCGUUACGCUUACAGAUGGCAUGGACCGUCGAGAGAUGGGCCGAUCUUGCCGGAGCCAUGGCUUUGCUGCGCGAAACGUCGUGGGUGGGAGGUCAGCGAAGGCGGGUGGUUGUGGCUGACACGCGUGAAGAAUGAACUACGGGGAUCGGCCUCUCGACGCCAGCAGAGGGCAGCAUCGUUUUCUUUCACCCCCCCCCCCCUCCAUGCAACGGACAAGAUGACGGCGUCAUCAUCAGCCACGAUCAGUCCACUGCUGGAUAAAGGGCUCCCCAAGGCGACCCCCCCCAUCUAGGACGUUCCUGCGAUGUCAGCACUCCACCUUGACACCUGCGCACGAGUUGAUGUAAUUCCCCCCCCUCUCUCCUGGCUACGGGACUAUACAGUACACAAGCGUGUGCUGCCGUAACAUUGGAACGAUACACAGAUGACGACGAGAUGUGGAGUGUGUUUUUGUACAUAAGUCACAAUUCGGUAAGAUAGCACAGAGUACUCGAGAGCGAACGAAAAGCAAACGUGAGCGAAUGACAACGGGCAUUUGAAGGAGGCGAUUAUUGCUUUACAAUAAGCAGUCUGGUUGUGUGGCUAAAAUUACACGCACGCGCUUUGUUUAAAGAGGUCAAAUGCGUCUAAAGGUGGAAUGUGGUGCCCUCAUAAUGAACUAAAACUAUAAUCAAUUGUUUUUAUUUUAGCAGGUGAGGCCCACUGAGCUAUAUAGCUAUUUUCCAGAAGCGACGUGGCCGCGAAUGAUGGCUCAACGAUGUGGCUUAUCA